Molecule: messenger RNA, 3714 nt
Organism: Coregonus sp. 'balchen'
Lineage: Eukaryota; Metazoa; Chordata; Actinopteri; Salmoniformes; Salmonidae
Source: the annotation of a GenBank genome assembly
AUGGCAUGUUUAUCUGGCCCCCAUGGCGCCCUCUUGAGGAAAAAUCCGGUAAAAGAGGAACUGGGCUUGUAGAGAAGAAGGAAGUGCAGUUACACUGAGGAAGGAUCAAAACAACGAAAGUGGGUUGCUGUUUUUAGACGAAUUCAGGUGCAUAGCGAAGGCGAAAGGCUUCGAGAAGCCUGGGAUUUCUCUUGAAGUUCUGAUACAAAAGCUGGGAUGAAGAAUUGUCUAUCCAGUUUCAGUUUAUUUAAUGGCAGGUAUUGGAAAUUUCACAGUAAAAAGGAAGACAUUUCUAUCAGACAUAUAAGUGCCAUAAGCCCUCGACAAAGAUCUUUACAUCAUUAUUAAGUUAAUUGUGCAAUAUUGAAUUUAAAGUUUGUGAUUGAAAUUGGUUACUUUGGUAUUGAAUUGAGGGAGCGCUAGAUACAACAAACUGUUUUUACGCGUGCGAGCUGAGGAUCUCCACGGCCAGUUAUCUUUGUGGUCGGAGGUAUUUUCAAUUCAAGGCAAGCAUUGUUAUUGCACGAAAGGUUUCCAGCUGGGUACAGUAGGCCUGAAAAGUUUGUGCGUUCGCUGUUUUUUGAACGACACAUUUGACCGAGUUUAUUUGAUGUGGGCCAGUGCAUAGUUAAUUGUUAGGUUAGUUAAAUUCGUACGACCAUUGUUGAAUAUCUAACGAAUGUGUACAAAGCAAGACAGAGGAUUGCGAAGAAGACAAGUGUAAUUUUGUUUAUUAUAAUUGGCGACCUGACCUGGUGGUGACAGAUUGUAGACUUUUACGGUAGUCUUUAAGCCUAGGGGCUAAAUAGGGGAUGAGUUUAUGCACUUUAAACACUUCAUUUUUUUACAUGCAAAAUAUUAACUGUCAAGAUGAAACUCCUGGAAAAUUCAAGUUUUGAAGCCAUAAACACCAGACUCACCAUUGAAACGGGGGACUGUCAGAUAAUAGGAAGGUAAGUUAUCAACAUGUCGAUAGUGCCACUAGCCCAUUUGCUAUGUAGACCUACAAAUGGACAAAAUUUGCACAUAAUUUGACAACACUUCAAUGCCUUGCUAUGAAGACCUAACAUAACUGAACUGUGUUACACAGGAAGUAGAUUUUCAGCAACCACAUUUGUUGAAGUGUAUGCAUGAUGUGAUGAACCAUUCUGUAUUUUCUCAGGAUCGAGAGCUACUCUUGCAAGAUGGCAGGCGAGGACAAGCAGAUGUUCAAGCAGUUCUGUCAGGAGGGACUGCCUCAUGUCCUGGAAGCCCUGUCCCCUCCACAGUCCUCAGGAAUAAGCCCCAACAAGUAAGACUUCAGUCCACACUACACCAUCACCAUAGGAACUCAGAGGUCUAUUCAGUACUGGGGAGAAAUGGUCAGUGUUUUGCAGAUAAAUGUAGCUAAUGCAUGUAGAACACACACACUAAAGUAGAUGUAUAACAUAGUGAUAGUGAGUUGAAUCUGUUGUAGUCAUUACACUUCUAUCAGUAUUCUGUAAUGCCCAUGGCCUGGUCACAUGAAGACCUAGACGAAUCCUGUAGUUCACGUCAAGCAGACAGUUCAAAUGACAAGAAUGCACUACAAGUAUGAACAAGUGUGGACUGAACAUGUUCAUAACACUAAUAAGUGUGUGUCUGUGGUUUUGUGCUGUUGUUGCAGGUUGAGCCAGAGUCAGAGUGGAGACGAGGGGGAAGGGCCUCUCUCUGACAAGUGCAGCAGGAAGACCCUCUUUUACCUGAUCGCCACCCUCAACGAAUCCUUCCGCCCCGACUAUGACUUCAGCCGCACCAAGAGCCACGACUUUAGCAGAGAGCCCAGCGUUAACUGGGUGAGGAUCUAUUUAACAUCUCCUACCUACUCAACAGUGCCUGUACCUGUACCUGCCUCGUGUUGCUGUUAUGAAUUGCUUACACCGGAACCAGCAUAUUCUGCUGGUUUUGCAUCGUGGCUUUCACUACACAGCAGCAUGAUUUGAUUGGGCUUGAUGUGCCGAGGCAGCUUGUACACAACCCAAAGCCUGUCAGGUCUUAUGUGGUAUGAGACCAUUACCUGGAGGACAAAAGGCUACGGAAAGAGACUAACAGAUCAACUCGAAAAUUAAAAGUAUAGCACACAGUGCUUGAAACUAGAUGUCUAGUCAUGGACAGUCUUAGCUGAAUUCUUACCUGGCUGGAUAUACACGGGAUAAGAGCGUCUGCUAAAUGACUUAAAUGUAAAUGUAAGUUAUGCGUUUGUAUGCCAUUAUUAACAUAGUGUGUGACCUCAGGUGUUCAACGCGGUGAACAGUAGUCUGUCGGCGGCGGCCCGGGAGGAGUAUAGUCUGCUUCAGCCCCAGCUGUGGGAGGCCAUUGACGCUGAGAUCUGCCUGUCAGAGUGUGACAUCUACAGGUGAGUAACGUCACGUUUUCUUAAAGGUAGAGAGGGUAUGUGUGGUCCGUAGUUGGCAGCAAUAUCACUAGAAACUCCGGCACGAGCAUCAGAGUGCUAGGUGGAGCCACUACCAUGUUGCUUACACCCAUCCAAUCCUUUCAGAUAUAUGACAAGUGUCUUGGGCAAGUGGUACUGUUUUCAUAGAGCAAUAAUCCAUUUUAUGUGUUAUUUUGUUUUCCCUUGAGGGGAGGCAUACAUGCUGUUUGUAAACCAGAAUUUAAGGGCCAUAUUGUUUUGAACGUUGCAGCUACAACCCAGACCUGGACUCUGACCCGUACGGAGAGGAGGGCAACAUGUGGUCCUUCAACUACUUCUUCUACAACACAAGGCUGAAGAGGAUAGUCUUCUUCACAUGCCGCUCGGUCAGGUUAGACUAAAGACUGCAAAACCCAUCAUCGCCACAGUUUUUUCCUUUUCUUGAAAAGUUGACUGCUGACUACAGAAUUCUUUGGGAUUGUAUUAACAGUCGACUAAUGAACAAAAUACAAAAUUAUGUUUUUGGGUGAACUAUACCUUUUUAACUUCUAAUGUCCAUUUGACGUGUCAGUUGUCUGGGUAUGGUAUUAUUUUAUCUGAGUGGAAAUCAUCUGUUUACAAUCUGUACAUGGUUGGUCAUAGACAAUAUAACUGCAUACUGACAAUAAAUACUUAUAUUUUGCUCAAAGCUAAAUGGAUACAUGGAUAAGUGUCCUAGGCAGUCAUUCAACAUAGCCAAAGAACCAGGGAAGCGAUAGAAAUUAAGCUAGCCCACUAGCCCAAGGCUAUUACUUUUCAGUCUGUGCCAGACUAACCCGCCAGGCCAGUGACAUUUUGUCUUUUCAAACAUCGCAUGACACAGAUUUUGGAUCCGUCUGUUACCCGGGUCAGUUGAAAUCACAGUUUACUGGCCAAUGUCCAAAAUACUUAUAUUCCAUCCCUGAAAGAAUUGCUUAUACAUUGAAGUGGUCUGUGGUGAGCAACAUUUGCUUUUGUCCCUGUGUGUUAGUUUAUUCAUGGCCCCACGGGACUCUGGCAUUGGCAACGAACUAGAUCUGGAGCUGGAUGAAGAUUGUUAUGAGAACAUGGAUGAAGAUGGGUAAGGAGGGCACACAGCCUGCAUUCUCCAUAGAAAACCUAAAAUAUGAUUUGGUAUUAAAAACAUAGAGCAUGAAACUGUUUUACUUUCUUUUAAGUGUCAAAGUUAUUUUGUAUGUUGAAUUAGUACUGUUCAUGGAUACAUCAUUUGGGUCUGUCUAAUCUUUUAAUCUAAACCAUGUAUUUCUUCUCUCAGCCGGUAUGGUGCCCUGUGUGCCCAGUGA